Salvelinus namaycush (lake trout) is the source of this 3059-nucleotide messenger RNA. It is a transcript of the gene klf13, whose product is annotated as Kruppel-like factor 13. The record is from RefSeq and is a predicted model, not a curated record. Lineage: Eukaryota; Metazoa; Chordata; Actinopteri; Salmoniformes; Salmonidae. Gene Ontology annotation, biological process: regulation of transcription by RNA polymerase II. The transcript is spliced from 2 exons. The coding region runs from base 389 to 1234 and encodes 281 amino acids. Gene Ontology annotation, molecular function: DNA-binding transcription factor activity, RNA polymerase II-specific; RNA polymerase II cis-regulatory region sequence-specific DNA binding.
GGAAACAGCUUCUAGUCGACUCGGCACAUUGACCUGUCACAAUGCAGGAGACAACUAGGGAAAUAUCACUGGGAUGGAGUAUGUUCAUUUGGCUAAAGAAAGAAAGAAAAGUUAUCAUUUCAUAACUGUUUAAUUUCCCAAAGACCGGAAAGGGAUUCAUACUCGACGUGUUUACGUUUAGAUUUUUCAAAAAAAUCUAGGAUGGCAAUUCCAUGGAGAAGCCGGUAACAUGUAUUAUGUGAGUUGUUUCCUAUCGAUAGCAUCCUGAGACCAAAGCUACCUCCAUAAUCACAUAAAGGGAUCAACCCGACUGAAAUCCUUUAAACCAGAACAUAGUUGUUAUAUUUGAAUGUCACCAAUUACGCAUCGGUGUUCCGUCUGAAAGGAUAUGGAUCAUUUCGCCGCUGAGUGCCUUGUGUCUAUGUCCAGCCGGGCUAUCGUUCACCCUAAAGAGAACAGAGAGUUCAAAACGGAACCAGCCGCAUGCUAUCCAAGGAACGAUGGGGACGAUAUGGUCAAAGACAACUCCUCUCUUUUCGUGGUGGCGAGGAUUCUAGCGGAUUUUAACCAGCAGGUACCCACGACUACUAGCGAUAUUGCCGAGCAGGCAAAAAUACAAGAAGGGUGCGUAUCGCCAGCUCAAGUCACAGAGGAUGGGAAUACUGCCACACCUAUCCUCGUCAGCCCCGCCGCCGACCUCACACAAAGAGGCAGUAAACGUGUCAGAGGUCGAUCCGAACCGGAAUCGCCUCAGAAAAAGCACAAAUGUCAUUAUUCAGGUUGUGAAAAAGUUUACGGGAAGUCGUCCCACCUCAAAGCGCACCUAAGGACACACACAGGAGAGCGUCCCUUCCCCUGCACCUGGACUGAUUGCAACAAGAAGUUUGCCCGUUCGGAUGAGCUGGCCCGUCACUACCGCACCCACACCGGGGAGAAGAAGUUCAGCUGCCCGCUCUGCGACAAACGCUUCAUGCGUAGCGACCACCUGAUGAAGCACGCUCGCCGCCACUCUGAGUUCCAGCCCGCCAUGUUGAAACGGCCGUACGGGUGUGGCGGAGGAAUGGGAGGAGGAAUGGGUGGAGGUGUGGGCGGAGGAAUGGGCGGAGGAAUGGGCGUGGUCGGGAGUACUACACGCCCCGGAUCCCUCAGCGACUACAACAGCCGCUCCGACUCGUCCAGCCCCACCCUAAGCCCCACCCCCAGCCCCACCCUCAGCCCAGCUAACUCGCCUUAAAGCCCCCGCCAACAGCACUUUCAGGCUCUGCCUCCAACGCCCUGAUUGACCCACCCACCCACCCACCCACAAGACAAGACACACACCCACAGACAGGACAGGACUCUUUCAGUCUGUUUUAGACCUUUUCCACCACAGGGUUUGGGUUUUACACCGGUGCCCUGUGGAAUGUCUCAGCCCACAACAGCAUUGCGAUGGAAAUAGGCGAUUUAAAUAUUUUCUUAUCAUGAUGGUGGUCUUAGACUGGAUCCUCUUUAGCACCCGCUCCAGUCACACUUGAGUCUUUUUACCAUGACAGGUGGUGGUAGAAGGAAUCCUUUCAAAGAACUUGAUGCCCCUGUCCCUUGUUCUAACGUCUCACCCUAACCUUGACUUCAAUGGGACUACGCCACAACCCCAGCAGUAACUCUGAUUCGUUAUUUUGGUCAGUAGGGUUCCUCUGAUUGGCUCUGGUCCUAAUUGGAACCCUCCCCUGCCCCCCCCGCCAUUCCACUUAUUGCACAGUUACUUACCUUGCGCGCCUCCUUUCCAAUGCUCUGUCUGCUUGCUGCAUUAUACUGUCUUCUACAUCAUGUACUAUACUGCCUAUUGUAGAGCAAUCCUUUCAACAGCAAAGACAAAAAAAAAGAAUGCUUUUCUUGAUGGCAAUAUUUCCAUAGUAUACAAAUGUACUGUGUCGGCAUUGUCUCUUUGAGAAGCCUCAGGCCAUUGUUCCCAUUUGUUAUAUUGUUUCAUUUAGGUUGUGGUACUUAACGUUAGCAGAAUCAGCCAAGAAAGAACACAGGAUAUUCGAUAUUCUAAAUACUACAGGACGUUACAUUUAUUUGAAAUGGCGAAAGGGAGAGAGAUUUCAUCUUCAUCCUCAGGAUUAUAAACACACAGUUUUAUUUCUUUUUUUAACUUGACUUGCACAAAUACAAAACAUCACUUUACUCUGAAAUUCAACGCAGGUUGUAUCUUCUGCCCUGCUCAGGGAAGGCCUCUUUGAUAGCUUGAAAUGAAUGGACACAAUGAAGACACGCAGAAACAAACACACACACACACACACACACACACACACACACACACACACACACACACACACACACACACACAAUAGCCUUACACUCAAACAGAAUUGCACUCCUCUCCUUGAAUAAAUUCUGUUUUGUUUUUCACACUGAAAGAACCCAUGGAAGUAGUCCUUCAAAACUAGGUCUUAUCUUUGAAUGGUGAUGACACAAAAUAACCAGUGGAAACUAGAGAGAGAGAGAGAGACAAAACAUACUGUUCCCUCUUUCACUUUCAUUUGAAUCCAAGAGCCCAUAUCUCUGACUUGAAUCUCUUACGUCACUGAACCACAGUGUGGCAGUGAGCUGUGUCGGUCAACACGUAAGACUUCUUCAAAAGGGGGAUGUGAAGAUGAGAGUAGAGACGUGUCUAACUGCCUCGCUUCAUAACCUCAUCCAGGGCAGAGGUGUCUAGUUCCCAUGUCAGACACCUAGAACUCAACUCUUGUGUAAUUGCGUCAAGAUGCAGGAUUAUUCGUGAGAGAUAAGUUCCCGUGUAAACACACCAGUCCAUGGUGGGCUAGCUUCAAAGGAGCUGUCUGAGGACACGUUGAUGCUGUACGGUCAACACAGGUCUCAAAACCCCUCGUCCUCAACAACACUUUAGGCCGUGUUACUGCAGGGCUGGAACAAAACCCUGCACGUGGUUUGGGGUUUGGCCACCCACCCCUGAUCUUAUUUGUAUCGUCCUCACGAUUCACCCAGCUACACACACACACACACACACACACACACACACACACACACACACACACACACACACACACACACACACA